This is a messenger RNA of Toxotes jaculatrix (banded archerfish), 2345 nucleotides long. RefSeq names its product SH3 and SYLF domain containing 1 (gene sh3yl1). The coding region runs from base 115 to 1188 and encodes 357 amino acids. Gene Ontology annotation, cellular component: ruffle membrane. Lineage: Eukaryota; Metazoa; Chordata; Actinopteri; Toxotidae. The record is from RefSeq and is a predicted model, not a curated record. The transcript is spliced from 11 exons. Gene Ontology annotation, molecular function: phosphatidylinositol binding; protein binding.
UUUCCGGCAGCACGGGGUGUUGUCGCGAGAACGAGAAGAGAAAGCGGGCUUCCCGCAGUUCACCUGUCCGCAGGUAAACAACCAGAGGAAAGAAAACGAAGGAAAGGAGACAAAAUGAGUAACCCCAUCCCCUCCAACCUGAAGUCAGAGGCCAAGAAAGCCGCCAAGAUCCUGAGAGACUUCACCGAAAUCUCCAACAGGAACGGGCCCGACAAACUCAUCCCCCCUCAUGUGAUAGCGAAGGCGGAGGGUCUGGCCAUCAUCUCCGUCAUCAAGGCCGGCUUCAUGAUCACAGCCAGAGGAGGCAGCGGCAUUGUCAUCGCCAGACUGGCCGACAGACGCUGGUCCGCGCCCUCUGCCAUCGGCAUCGCUGGUCUGGGAGGAGGCUUUGAGAUCGGGGUGGAGGUGUCAGAUCUGGUGAUCAUCCUGAACCAGCGAAGGGCCAUUGAGGCUUUCACGAAGGGUGGGAAUCUGACGCUGGGCGGGAACGUCACCGUCGCCGUGGGACCUAUGGGCAGGAAUGUGGAAGCAGACGUGGCUCUGCGCAGCACUGCAGCGGUUUUCACCUACUGCAGGUCCAGAGGUUUGUUUGCAGGUAUUUCACUGGAGGGAUCCUACCUGAUCGAACGCAAAGACACCAACCGCAAGUUUUACUCGCAGGACAUCCGUGCAUCAGCCAUUUUAAACGGCGAUGUGGAGCCACCAUCGGAGUGCUACGACCUUUACCACAUCCUGGAUGCCUACGCUGAGGCCUACACCACUGACUGGACCAGCAAGCACAUGCGUUCAAAGUCGUCUGUCCCUCCGUCCAGACCUCCAGCUCCGCCUCAGCAGAGACCGCCAGCCGGUUACAAGCCACCAGCAGCCGACACCGGUGCACGAUCAGGUACAGGAAGUAAAAACGCCCUCUACCCAAGCAUCUCCGUCUAUAAAUCUGAAUCCUCAGGUCAGUUUUCCUCUGGAAACUCUCAGAGCUACGGUGGGGGACCAUCAGUGGGCGGGGCCAGCGGACAGAUGGUUGUCACGGCGACCCACCCAUUCACAGGGCAGCAGCCUGGCGACCUGAGCUUUGUUCCCGGUGACCGCAUCACUGUCAUCACCAAGACCGAGUCCCAGUACGACUGGUGGGAGGGACAACUAGAUGACGGGCGAGUCGGGAUCUUCCCCGCCAACUUUGUCACGUACUGAUGCCCCCUGGUGGUCGAUGCAGGAACUGCAGCUAAACAACACAGGUUUUGGGUAACACUUUAUUUCAGGGCUGCAAUGAACAAUCAGUUAAUGGAUUUGUUUAGGGUUUAAUUACGUUUAAUUAAAAUUAAUUAAUUAAAAAUGUAGUAAUUGUUUAACAGUUUUCUCUAAAACUUUGUGUCAGAUUUCUGGGAAACCUAAUCAUAAAUCCAUAAGAUAAACUGCAAGCAGGUUUUAAUUAAUUUAAAAUUUCACCUCUUUUCAUUUUUAUAAUAAUACUUCAAAAGAAAAAUACUUUUCAAAUCAGAUGAAGGUAAUUUUACUUUGAAAGGACUGAAGGAAACGUUAAACUUCCGGAUUUUGUUCUUCACUUUGUUUGCAGAGAAAACAUUUAAAGCUUCACCUCUGGGAUCUGUUACUGUCUCCACCUUUAAAAUGUCUCCACAGCAGAAAAUGGGACGUGGGUGGUGUUAAAUAUUUAUCUGUUUAUAGUUUAUAUAUAAUGAUAAUGACUUUUUUAAAGAUGACAUCAGAAUUAUUCAAUCAGUUUAGUAUGAUUAAAAUAACUGUGGUGCUUUUGGGAUUGUUUCUACACAUCAGAGGCUGUAUUAAGAUCAGAAAUAAAUCUAAUUUAUAGAACUGUUGCUUUCAUUUAUGCUUACUUUUGUCUAUUUCAUCAGAGAAAUGUUUCAGGAAGUCACUUAAACCAAAUCAAACGUGAACUCAUUAAUGUUUGAAGUUGAGUACAAGGUUAAAAAAAAUCAGUAAGUGUGGAAAGAUAAUUUAGAUGUAAAGAUAUGAACAAAUAUCAAGAAAAUCCGCCGUGAAACAGACCAGACUAAUACAGAAUAUUGUUUGAUCUGUUUCAAAAUUUAAACUUUUGUGAACUUAAACCUCGUUAGACUGUUUUAAAAUCAUAAAAAUAUCUGUAAAAUGAAACGUAUACAAUGAUAGAAAAAUGUUUGCAGCAGUGAUUUAAUGUCUUUGAAUCAGAUUUACCUUCAGACUGAUGAGAAAAUCGUUUUUCAGUGUAGUUUCAACUCUUUAAAAGCUUUUAAUCACCUCAGUGUCAUAACAUGAUUUAACAGGUGAUUGUUAAAUGCUGCAGUUCCCUGUUUAUCCUGCAGAGGACAACUGCUCUCUUACUGCUCUCUGCC